Rhinopithecus roxellana (golden snub-nosed monkey) is the source of this 2127-nucleotide messenger RNA. It is a transcript of the gene CHRNA2, whose product is annotated as cholinergic receptor nicotinic alpha 2 subunit. The coding region runs from base 36 to 1625 and encodes 529 amino acids. Gene Ontology annotation, molecular function: transmembrane signaling receptor activity; acetylcholine-gated monoatomic cation-selective channel activity. NCBI's taxonomy places the organism in Eukaryota, Metazoa, Chordata, Mammalia, Primates, Cercopithecidae. Gene Ontology annotation, cellular component: synapse; neuron projection; postsynaptic membrane. Gene Ontology annotation, biological process: nervous system process; chemical synaptic transmission; regulation of membrane potential. The record is from RefSeq and is a predicted model, not a curated record. The transcript has 6 exons.
GCCCUGACCUGACCUCCUGAUGCUCAGGGGAAGCCAUGGGCCCCUCCUGUCCUGCGUUCCUGUCCUUCACAAAGCUCAGUCUGUGGUGGCUCCUUCUGACCCCAGCAGGUGGAGAGGAAGCCAAGCGCCCACCUCCCAGGGCUCCUGGAGACCCCCUCUCCUCUUCCAGUCCCACGGCGUUGCCGCAGGGAGGAUCCUAUACCCAGGCUGAGGACCGGCUCUUCAAAUACCUCUUCCGGGGCUACAAUCGCUGGGCACGCCCGGUGCCCAACACUUCAGACGUGGUGAUUGUGCGCUUCGGACUGUCCAUCGCUCAGCUCAUCGACGUGGAUGAGAAGAACCAAAUGAUGACCACCAACGUCUGGCUAAAACAGGAGUGGAGCGACUACAAACUGCGCUGGAAUCCUGCCGAUUUCGGCAAUAUCACAUCUCUCCGGGUCCCUUCUGAGAUGAUCUGGAUCCCCGACAUUGUCCUCUACAACAAUGCAGAUGGGGAGUUUGCAGUGACCCACAUGACCAAGGCCCACCUCUUCUCCACGGGCACUGUGCACUGGGUGCCCCCGGCCAUCUACAAGAGCUCCUGCAGCAUCGACGUCACCUUCUUCCCCUUCGACCAGCAGAACUGCAAGAUGAAGUUCGGCUCCUGGACUUAUGACAAGGCCAAGAUCGACCUGGAGCAGAUGGAGCAGACAGUGGACCUGAAGGACUACUGGGAGAGCGGCGAGUGGGCCAUCGUCAAUGCCACUGGCACCUACAACAGCAAGAAGUAUGAUUGCUGCGCCGAGAUCUACCCUGAUGUCACCUACGCCUUUGUCAUCCGGCGGCUGCCGCUCUUCUACACCAUCAAUCUCAUCAUCCCCUGUCUGCUCAUCUCCUGCCUCACUGUGCUGGUCUUCUACCUGCCCUCCGACUGCGGCGAGAAGAUCACGCUGUGCAUCUCGGUGCUGCUGUCGCUCACCGUCUUCCUGCUGCUCAUCACUGAGAUCAUCCCGUCCACCUCGCUGGUCAUCCCGCUCAUCGGCGAGUACCUGCUGUUCACCAUGAUCUUCGUCACGCUGUCCAUCGUCAUCACUGUCUUUGUGCUCAAUGUGCACCACCGCUCCCCCAGCACCCACACCAUGCCCCGCUGGGUGCGGGGGGCCCUUCUGGGCUGUGUGCCCCGGUGGCUUCUGAUGAACCGGCCCCCGCCACCCUUGGAGCUCUGCCACCCCCCAGGCCUGAAGCUCAGCCCCUCUUAUCACUGGCUGGAGACCAACGUGGAUGCCGAGGAGAGGGAGGUGGUGGUGGAGGAGGAGGACAGAUGGGUGUGUGCAGGUCGUGUGGCCCCCUCUGUGGGCACCCUCUGCAGCCACGGUCACCUGCACUCCGGAGCCUCAGGUCCCAAGGCUGAGGCUGUGCUGCAGGAGGGUGAGCUGCUGCUGUCACCCCGCAUGCGGAAGGCACUGGAAGGCGUGCACUACAUUGCCGACCACCUGCGGUCCGAGGAUGCCGACUCUUCGGUGAAGGAGGACUGGAAGUACGUCGCCAUGGUCAUCGACAGGAUCUUCCUCUGGCUGUUUAUCAUCGUCUGCUUCCUGGGGACCAUUGGCCUCUUUCUGCCUCCAUUCUUAGCUGGAACGAUCUGACUGCACCUCCCUCAAGUUGGCUCCCAGUGCACCCCCGCUGGCCGUCUUUUGACCAUCUCUGCUCCAGCUGCCUCUAGUGUCCUCUUUGGGGUGAGCGGGUGUCUCUCUGCAGAGUCUGGACACUGACCCAGGCAUUGCAGGCUUCCAUCCAGCUUAACAUUAUUGUACCAGGGCUGAGAGCCUGCUGGGUGCAAACUUCUGCUUUGGAUACUGAGGAGCUAGGGAAGCUCUGCAGAAGGUCACAAUAGUGUGGUGACCAAGUGGGGCAGAGUAAGAUUCUCCUGGAGGAGCAGUGCAGACCCUAAGUGACAGAAGGGUCAACCAGAGGGACAGUGGGGCCAGGGUGACGAGGAAGGGAAUGCAGAUGUCAAAGGAGGGGCCAUGGGGGCAAAGGGGAGGGUUCCUUGGGGGUGGAAGGGCUCUGAACAAUGUUUAGACUUGGGAAUGAGCCCGAAGUGCCAGGGAGAACAGCCAGAUGAGGUAGGAGGUUGGAGAGCCAGGU